Molecule: messenger RNA, 1572 nt
Organism: Striga asiatica
Lineage: Eukaryota; Viridiplantae; Streptophyta; Magnoliopsida; Lamiales; Orobanchaceae
Source: the annotation of a GenBank genome assembly
AUGAAUGAAAUGAAAGAGAUAGCCAAGAUAUCCGGACCCACAACCAUAACCGGACUCCUCAUCUACUCACGCGCCAUGAUCUCCAUGCUUUUCCUCGGACACUUAGGCGAGCUGGCGCUAGCCGGCGGAUCCCUCUCAAUGGGCGUCGCCAACAUAACCGGCUACUCCGUCAUCUCCGGCCUCGCCAUGGGCAUGGACCCCAUCUGCGGCCAAGCCUACGGCGCCAAACAAAUGAACCUCCUCGGGCUCACCCUCCACCGCACAACCCUCCUCCUCCUCUCCACCUCCCUCCCCAUCUCCCUCACCUGGCUCAACAUCAACAAAAUCCUCCUAUGGUGCAACCAGGACCACCACAUCUCCUCCGCCGCCCAACAGUUCAUCCUCUUCGCCAUACCCGACUUAUUCUUCCUCUCCCUCCUCCAUCCCUUAAGGAUUUACUUACGUGCCCAGGGGGUCACCCUCCCCGUCACCUACUGCUCCUGCGCCUCCCUUCUCCUUCACAUCCCUCUGAAUUUCUUCCUCGUCAACUAUCUUAACAUGGGGAUAUCCGGGGUCGCCUUAGCAAUGUCUCUCACGAAUUUAAACCUCCUCGUCUUUCUCUCUCUCUACGUUUACUUCUCCGGGAUUUACAAAGGCUCGUGGGUCGUCCCGAGCCGCGACUGUUUUCGCGGCUGGUCGAAGCUGCUUUCGCUUUCUGUGCCCACGUGUGUUUCUGUUUGUCUCGAGUGGUGGUGGUACGAACUCAUGAUAAUGUUGUGUGGGCUUCUGCCGAGCCCGCGGGCCACCAUUGCUUCCAUGGGGAUUUUGAUACAGACGACUUCGUUGAUAUACGUUUUCCCUUCUUCGCUCGGGCUUGGGGUUUCGACUAGGGUCAGCAACGAGCUCGGGGCCCGCAGGCCCGGGAGGGCCCGUAUUUCGAUGGUGGUGGCGCUGUGGUGUGCGGCCGGGCUUGGAGUGGCGGCCAUGGCUUUCGCGACGCUGAUGAGGUGGCGGUGGGGUCGGCUUUUCACGGCGGAUGCGGAGAUUCUCGGGCUGACGGCGGCGGCGCUCCCGAUAGCGGGUUUGUGUGAGUUGGGAAAUUGUCCACAGACGGCUGGGUGUGGGGUGCUGAGGGGGAGCGCGAGGCCGGCGGUUGGGGCGAAUAUUAAUCUGGGCUCGUUUUACUUUGUGGGCUUUCCAGUGGCGUUCGUGAUGGGCUUUGUGAUGGAGAUGGGAUUUGUUGGGCUGUGGUUGGGCCUGCUGGCGGCCCAGGCGUCGUGUGCGCUGCUGAUGAUGGUGGUGUUGGGGAGGACGGACUGGAAGGCUCAGGCGGACCGGGCCAGGGAGCUCACGGCUCAGGCUUGCAAGUCUCUGCUGCCGGUUCUGGGGGAGGAGGCAGGUGCUAACAAUAAUAAUAAUAAUAAUAAUAAUAAUAAUAAUAAUAAUAAACAAGUUAAAAGGACUUGUUGUGAUGAGCAUAGUAUUAAUAAUGAUAGUGUUGAGCGGAUUUUGUGUGGUAAUAAUAAUGGUGAUGUGGACGACGUGAAGUCGGGUUCGGAUGAAACAUAUCCUCUCAUUGUAACUACGCAUUAA